Molecule: messenger RNA, 444 nt
Organism: Monopterus albus (swamp eel)
Lineage: Eukaryota; Metazoa; Chordata; Actinopteri; Synbranchiformes; Synbranchidae
Product: condensin complex subunit 1-like
Exons: 3
Biological process (GO): mitotic chromosome condensation; meiotic chromosome condensation
Cellular component (GO): condensin complex; condensed chromosome, centromeric region
Molecular function (GO): histone binding
Source: RefSeq, a predicted model, not a curated record
CUUAUUUCCCCCUUUUUAUACAGAGCCACACAAUGCGUGUUGCUGUGUGUGAAGUACUAGGAGAGAUCCUUGUGCAAGUCCUGUGUGGUGAUGAUCUAGAUGAGUCCAGUAAAGCUGACCGUGACCGCUUCUUUGACACACUGCAGGAACAUCUGCAUGACACACAUGCCCAUGUCAGAGCACGUGUGUUGCAGGUUUACACACGCAUUGUCAACAGCAAAGCACUGCCCCUGUGUAGGUACAGUGAAGUAAUGGAACUUGCUGUGGGACGACUGAUGGACAAAUCUAUAAAUGCGGUGAAAAGUGCUAUACAGCUGUUGGCAGCCUUCAUCGCACAAAACCCCUAUAGCUGCAAGUUGAGCAGUACAGAUUUGAAGAAGCCACUGGAGAAAGAAGUUGCUAAACUCAGAGAGCUGAAAGAGAAACUGCAGGGAAAAGCACCUG